Molecule: messenger RNA, 1361 nt
Organism: Staurois parvus
Lineage: Eukaryota; Metazoa; Chordata; Amphibia; Anura; Ranidae
Source: the annotation of a GenBank genome assembly
AUGGCGGUCCGUCUGAUCCAGCGCGUGUCCCGUCUGCUGGCAGCGCCAGUCUCCUUCCAUCCCCCGCCCGCCUCCGCCCCCUCAGAAUGUAUAUGAGAUUGUGUCAGUAUGCCCCGUGCUUCCCCUGCCAGGCGGCCCUGCACACCUCCUCCCUGCGAUUCCUGGUGGGGAACCUCCCAGAGACCACCCUGUGCCCCCCAGAGACCUCCCAGAGCUCCCUCACUGCUCUGGGCGAUAAUGAGUUCUUCUCCAUGCUGCAGACUUUGCCGGGGGUGGAGGAACUGCUGGAGACCGGCAGAGAGCCAAGUCUGUCCGCGAACAGGAAGGUGAUGAUCAUCCAAGAGAUCGCACAGAGGCAAGUCGGGUAUAAUGGGCAGGUUUUGGAGGACCCCAGAUUCCAGGAUCUUAUGAAAAAUGUAAAUAAACAGAUCCAAUAUGUCUGGAACAAUCGCCUUAUUAAAUUGGUGAAGAGCUUUUAUAAACUCAAAUUGGACAGAAAUAACCUUUGCUUCCAGUCAGCGGAGGUUGAAGCGCAAUGGCGUCUCCGUAGGUUUGGUGUUGGAGGUCUGGCCCAGCUGUCAAGCUGUAUUCCGCACUCUGAUCGGACCAAGGAAGAAAACAGACUGCUCAAUGAACUAGUUAAACAAGUGGAGCUUCGAUGGACAGAGAUAAAGGAACCGCGGACAGUGGUGUCGCUGAUAUCAAGCCUGGGCUCCGUGUCGAACUCCCUCAAGGAGAAACUGGAAGAUAAGGUCCUAGAACUUGCUGCAGGUUUGACACCUGAGCAGUCUCAGAGAGUCAUCACUGCCUUGGCAGCUUGGAAUCGGCGAACUUUACCUGUCCUGCGGGCGCUGUCCUUCCACCUCACAAAGUACAGCACUGAACUCUCCCCAUCGGUCAUAUUAGAUUUGGCAUUUGCUUUCGCCAAGCUGAAUUACUUCCACAUGGAAGUCUUACAGAAGAUGGCCACCGACCUCAUGCCCAGAUUGACAACAAUGAAGCAGACGGAUAUCGCCCUAAUGAUGCGCUCCUUUACCCACCUCAGAUAUUCCAACCAGCCUUUCUGUGAAGCCGUUGCUCAGGUAUGCCUGCAGCACAGCGAGACCUUCAACAUCAACCAGCUCUUCUCUGUCCUUCUGAGUUUUGCAUUUCUCAACUUCCAGCCCCGUCAGAGCGAAGAGUUCUUCAAUAUGAUUCACCAACGUUUCGGCUCCGAAUUCGACUCGCUGGACUGGAAGGUGCAGUUGGACACGGUGUGGUCGCUGUGUAUGCUGGGUCAUGUGACCACGACGUAUUUCCAGAAGAUUCUGAAUCCUCAGUUCUACAGCCAAGUCCUGGGUAUGAGUACAAUGGAUGUCGUC